Odocoileus virginianus texanus is the source of this 3328-nucleotide messenger RNA. RefSeq names its product ankyrin repeat and MYND domain containing 2 (gene ANKMY2). Gene Ontology annotation, molecular function: protein binding. The record is from RefSeq and is a predicted model, not a curated record. Lineage: Eukaryota; Metazoa; Chordata; Mammalia; Artiodactyla; Cervidae.
CGCCCGAGCUCGCCCGCUGCUCGCCGGCGCCUGGAAGGAGGCGAGAAUUCGAACGCUUCCGCGGUUGAGUCCUAGUCGCAAGUUGCCUAACAUUGCGGCUGGCUUUCGUAAUACAGACGCGUCGUUUCUUUUUAGUACUCCUGAAGACACAGAAUAGCCGUCAAGCUGGCGGAAGCAAUGGUUCACAUAAAGAAAGGCGAGCUAACCCAGGAGGAAAAGGAGCUGCUGGAAGUCAUCGGAAAAGGUACUGUCCAAGAAGCUGGAACAUUGUUAGCCAGCAAGAAUGUUCGUGUCAACUGCUUGGAUGAGAAUGGAAUGACUCCUCUAAUGCAUGCUGCAUAUAAAGGAAAACUUGAUAUGUGCAAAUUACUUUUACGGCAUGGAGCUGAUGUCAAUUGUCAUCAGCAUGAACAUGGAUACACAGCCCUCAUGUUUGCUGCGCUUUCUGGUAAUAAAGACAUCACGUGGGUAAUGCUGGAAGCUGGUGCCGAAACAGAUGUUGUCAACUCUGUCGGAAGAACAGCAGCUCAGAUGGCAGCCUUUGUGGGUCAACAUGAUUGUGUGACUAUAAUCAACAAUUUCUUUCCUCGAGAGAAACUGGAUUAUUACACUAAGCCCCAGGGACUGGAUAAAGAACCGAAACUGCCCCCAAAGUUGGCAGGCCCACUGCACAAAAUCAUCACUACAACAAAUCUUCAUCCUGUCAAGAUUGUGAUGCUUAUAAAUGAGAAUCCUCUUCUGGCAGAAGAAGCAGCUCUGAAUAAGUGCUACAAGGUGAUGGAUUUGAUUUGUGAGAAAUGUAUGAAGCAAAGAGACAUGAAUGAAGUACUGGCUAUGAAAAUGCAUUACAUCAGCUGUAUCUUUCAGAAAUGUAUUAACUUCUUAAAAGACAGAGAGAAUAAAUUGGACACUCUGAUCAAAAGCUUGUUAAAAGGCCGAGCUUCUGAUGGCUUUCCAGUAUAUCAAGAAAAGAUCAUUCGAGAAAGUAUCAGAAAAUUUCCUUAUUGUGAAGCUACUCUCCUCCAGCAGCUGGUGCGAAGCAUUGCUCCUGUCGAAAUCGGUUCUGAUCCCACUGCAUUUUCUGUGCUCACCCAGGCCAUCACUGGUCAAGUGGGUUUUGUGGAUGUUGAAUUUUGCACCACCUGUGGAGAAAAAGGAGCAAGUAAGAGAUGCUCAAUGUGCAGAAUGGUAAUAUACUGUGAUCAGACCUGCCAGAAAACACACUGGUUUGCACAUAAGAAAAUCUGUAAGAAUCUCAAGGACAUUUAUGAGAAGCAACAGUUGGAGGCUGCCAAGGCAAAGAGUGAAGAGGAGAACACAGAUAGCAAACUUGAUGUCAAUUCUAAUUGUGUUGGUGAAGAGCAGCUGGAGGAGGCUGAAACGACAGUCUGCCAAGAGGACGGCAAUCCUAAGAGUUCUGAGGAAGGCGAGAAAGAAUCCCUGCAGAGUGAUGCUGGGCUGGAAGGCUUACCCGAGGCUGCUGCAGGUCCGCAGGUGUCUGAGGAGUAAGGGCCAGAGCAAGUGUCUGAGCAAGCGCGGACAGUCCUUACCUGGCAGGUAGCUGGGAACUCACAUGAUUGCGUCCUCCUUGGCUCCACACCUGCCUGGCACUGUGGCGGGAUUCCACAUUUCACAGAACACGUGCUUUCCAACAAGACCCUGUCCACCACGCCCUGACUUCGUACUGAUUCUGUUCUAUAAUAGGACAGAUAUUCCUAGAGAGAAAAACUUUUUUUUUUUCAAAAUGCAGGAGAAACAUUUCUAUUCCCUUUCUGAGGCAGGCUUCCCAGCAGUUGUUCUCAAAGGAAAAUAAAUUUCCUUUUAAAAAAGAAAUAUAUGUUCUUGGGAACAAAGAGGCAAGCAGAACAGUUGUAGGAGAGGAGAUUUUCAGGAAAAGAAAGAUUGUAUAGCCAUAGAGAUGGGUAGUUAAAAGAAUCAUAACUUAUAUGUAAAUAAAAUGCUUUGUAUAAAUAGCAUUUAUGGUAAAGUGCUACUUAUUAAGAUGCAAUGAAAUGAAGAAAAGCCACAUGUGAAAGGAGCUCUGACAGUUCAGCUAAUGGUGGUUUUCUGUAGAAUUUAUCCUGAGCAGACUGAACUUUAUGUAGUUCCUGCAGUGACAUUUUAUCUACAGUAUUUGUACCUUCAGAAAUGUCAAAUCCCCCAGGAGGAACUAAGGUAUAGCCACAGUUAUCUCAGCAUGUGCAUUAAAAAAAGAUGUUUGAUGAAACUGUUGGUUAAACAAAGGCUGAACAUACUGUGUCCACAGUUACUAUAAAGCUGAUUCAUGUGCCAUUUUCCACUUGAAAGGCUGUGACCUUCCUGUAAGCUUUUCAUGAGGUUCUUCUUGUCCACAAACUGAUUUAUAACUGUCAUUUGUAGGCUGUGCUGGCAUCAGUUUUUAGUGUCUGCGUAUUUAAAUUGAGCUAGAGUGAGAUUUGAAGAUAGUGCUGUGUUUCAAAGUUCCCGUGUGUUGACUGUAAAAUAAAUUGUGCCUACUAAUAGAGCCAAUUUAAAUCUUUUUUCAUAGUUUAUUGCUGUCAGGGGGUGACAAUGGUAAAGAAAUAUUAGAGAACUUAAAACAUUUUAGGAAACAACAAAUACUGGAGAAUGCAGUAAUAAUUAUUUUCAUAUUUACAAUUGUAAAUCAGAAUGACAAGAACUCUCACCUCACUUCACUGAUCAGAUUCUUCUGUCUUGCUGCUUUUUCUCUUCCUUUCACUCGGUUACUGUUCUCCCAGCCCCAACACGUACAUCUUCUGUACACCUUGUAGCGUGCUGCUGUAGGAAGACUUCUUGUGAGUAAAUCACUGUUUAGGGUUAAGUGCGUAGGAACUCAACAGGCAGAUUUUUCCUGCACUUGUGAAUCAUGACAAGCCCCCCUUCUCCAUUGAAAUCCCUCAAUCUACACACACUGAUAAACAUUUAUCUUUGACUAGAAAAAUGGCCCUCCCAGGCCUUCCUCUUCCACAAGUAAAUUUUUAACCCGAGUUCACUGAUUUUAAUUACUUUUUGGGUAUGUGGUAUCAUCAUGGUCCCUGUUUUUGGAUAGCAUGAAAGGUUAUGAAAAAGCCGAAGGGAGUAGGAGAAUCGAGAUGUGGCAACAUAGAGGUACUUUUCUCUUUAUUGAAAUGAAUGCUAAUGUGAGUCAGAACUCCAACACAACUACAGCAGGCAUUAGCAGUAACUUUCCAGUUGGACAAAGAGGACUUCAGAUAUAAGCCAUGUCAGUAUCAAAAGUUCUAUAGACAUAUUUCAGGGAAGGGUUGGUCAGAAAAUGGAGUUUUAGAAAAAUGAGGUUGCUUCUGAUGGUAUUCUUUGUCAUCAAUAA